Molecule: messenger RNA, 1616 nt
Organism: Cannabis sativa
Lineage: Eukaryota; Viridiplantae; Streptophyta; Magnoliopsida; Rosales; Cannabaceae
Product: ethylene-responsive transcription factor 5
Exons: 1
Coding region: 397-1359 (320 amino acids)
Biological process (GO): regulation of DNA-templated transcription; ethylene-activated signaling pathway
Molecular function (GO): DNA binding; DNA-binding transcription factor activity
Source: RefSeq, a predicted model, not a curated record
GGAGGCUUGGAAGUUGGACCCUCCACACUAAUAAUAAUUGAAAUUUUAAUUGAUCAUCAUAUUAUAUAUCAUUUAUUAUAAACAAUAAAUAAACGUAAAUAAAAACAAAAGUGGUUUUCGUUAAUGGAUAUAUAUGUAGUUAUUAAUAAAAAUUAUAGUAGUCCCCCCCAGUUCAUCAAGUGGGCACUAAAGUGUUGGUUCCUAACUCUAUCGUAACCAAGCUAUAGGAAGCUGUGGUGAAACCCAUCAUCUACUAACUUUGAUAAAUUUCUAGCCUUUUAAAUACCAUCUUCACUCACCCUUUCCCUACUCAAUUUUCUCUCUUCCACCUCAAUUUUCAAAAUCAAUCUCUCUCUACUCAAUUUUCAAAAUACUCUUAUAUAUUAUUACAACUUAAUGGCUUUGGAAGGAGAAAUUACCACUUUGGAGCUCAUAAGGCAACAUCUUCUCAAUGAUUUUAGUUCAAUGGACAGCUUUAUCAACAGCCUUAACAACUGUACGGCCAAUAUUAAUACCCAAAACCAAACUCAUCAUAUUGAUCAUGAUUAUUCUUUCUCAUCGCAAAAUAACCAAUCAUUCAAAGUUCCAAAGAAAGAAACAACUAAUAACGAUGACUAUUGUGAGGAGGCAAAUCACAGUUUUGAGUUUCAAACCAAACCAAACACAUCAGUUAAUACCGGCGGCCACUACUCCAAACCCUCCAGUUUAAGCCAGCGCCGCCCCUCUAUUAAUGUAGCCAUACCACCGGCAACUUCUCCGGUGCCGGCGAAGGUUCCGGCCAUGUCAUCGUCGGCUUCUGACAACGCUCCUGACAGCAGACACUACCGGGGUGUAAGGAAGAGGCCGUGGGGGAAGUAUGCCGCCGAGAUUCGUGACCCCAAUCGCCGCGGCUCGCGCGUGUGGCUAGGAACCUUUGAAACCGCCAUAGAAGCUGCCAGAGCUUACGACCGCGCUGCCUUCAGGAUGAGAGGUAGCAAAGCCAUACUGAAUUUUCCUCUAGAGGCCGGCAGGUCGCCGAUGCCGGAGAGCACUGAGGUGCACGCGCCGGCCAAUUGUGCUGUUUUGAAAAGGAGGAGAGGAAGUGAUGAGGAUAAGGAGGUUAUUAGAGAAGCGAAGGAGUUGAAGAAGGAAGAAACGACGUCGUCGACAUUAACGGAGAGUACUACAUCGUCAAAUGAUCAUCAGGAGGUGAACUCAUCAGGGAGUAGUAACGGUAACAGUGCAGUUGUACCGUUAACGCCGUCAAAUUGGACGUCGGUAUGGGACAGUCAAGACGUUAAGGGGAUUUUUACUGUGCCUCCGUUAUCACCCUUAUCUCCUCACUUUUCUAUUGGAUAUUCUCAACUUAUGGUUAUCUGAAUCAAAUAAUAAUAAUAAUAAUAAUAAUAUGUUAAUAGCUAGGCUAGCUAUUCACAAUGGCUAGAAAAAGUCAAUGGGUAGUUAGGGUUUUAUGUGUAAAUAUACGUAUAUGUAUGUAUGAGUGGUAUUAAUUAUAGGUUCAAAUUAAGUAGUAUUUUUUUAGACAGCUUGCUUAAGUAUGCAAAAUGGCUGAUGUACUAUGAUGUAAGCACCACUAUUUAUAUGGUUGAGAAUUCAAUUUGUUUAUUAUUCCUUUA